AUGGUGCUGAUCGCAGAUCUGCAAGUCUUGCCCUCGCCACCUGGCAACCAGAAGAGCAAGUGGAAGCACGUGGAUGCGGCAAUCAAAGUCAUUGCUGCUUCCAAGUUGAAGCACUCGGUGAACGCGCUGGGCACGGUAGUGGAGGGUCCUGCGUCCAAGGUUUGGGCAGUCUGCAGGCGGGCCUUCGAAGCGUGCUUGAAGUCGGGUGCCAAGUCAGAGCUCAU
This is a messenger RNA of Symbiodinium sp. CCMP2456, 224 nucleotides long. The record is from the annotation of a GenBank genome assembly. Lineage: Eukaryota; Dinophyceae; Suessiales; Symbiodiniaceae.